AUGGAUAGGACAAAUAGUGAGGAAUUGGCAACAAUGCUGAAUUUAUGGGAUGUGUUUAAAAAGCCAAAGUAUUUAGUUGAUAAAACUGAAGAAGUUAUAAAUAAAUACAAUGAGGAUGAAUUAAAAAAAUUAUUUCUAAAUAGGCUAAAUUUUGGUACAGCUGGUUUAAGGGGUAAAAUGGGAGUAGGUUUUAAUGCAAUGAACGUAGUAACUAUAAUGCAGACAACUCAAGGAUUAUGUACAUAUUUAAUUAAUACCUACGGAUUGAAUUUAUGUAAAAACAGAGGUAUCAUUUUUGGAUUUGAUGGAAGAUAUCAUUCAGAAUCCUUUGCACAUGUCGCUGCAGCAGUUUGUUUAUCUAAAGGAUUUCGAGUAUAUUUAUUUGGUCAAACAGUUGCUACACCUAUUUUAUGUUAUUCUAAUUUAAAAAAAAAUUGUUUAUGUGGUGUUAUGGUAACAGCUUCCCAUAAUCCUAAAUUAGAUAAUGGUUAUAAAGUAUAUGCAGCAAAUGGGGCACAGAUAAUACCUCCUGUAGACAAACUUAUCUCAGAGUGUAUAUUAAAUAAUUUAAAUCCAUGGUGUGGAAUAUAUGAAUAUUUAAAUGAAGAAUUUUAUUUAAAAGAUACUUCAUUAGUUGAAGAUAUUUAUUUCGAAAUGUAUGAUUCGUUUAUGUCUGAUAUGAAAAAUGAGUUUAAUUUUAAUUGUUAUCGUAAUUCACGUACAAAACUUGUUAUAGUAUAUUCACCUAUGCAUGGAAUUGGUAGGAAAUUUGUACAAGGUAUUAUGCACAUAGUUGGUUUUAAUAAUUUACUUACAGUACCUCUACAAGCUUUACCUGAUGCCGAUUUUUCUACUGUUACAUUUCCAAAUCCAGAAGAAAAAGGUGCUCUUGAUUUAUCUAUGCAGUUAGCUGACCUUGUCAAUAGUCCUAUAGUAGUUGCAAAUGAUCCAGAUGCAGAUAGGUUUGCUUGUGCGGAAAAAUUUAAUAACAAAUGGUAUGUUUUUUCUGGGGAUGAAUUAGGAAUUAUCUUUGCUUAUCAUUUAAUGAAACAAAAUGAAAAAAAAAAUAUAGAUAAAUCAAAACAUGUUUUUAUUUGUACUGUUGUUUGUUCCAGAAUGUUAAAGAAAUUAUGCGAAACAUAUGGAUAUAGAUACGAUGAAACUUUAACAGGCUUUAAAUGGUUAAUUAAUAAGGCUAUAGAAUAUAAUGAUAAGAAUUAUACUACACUAUACUGUUAUGAAGAAGCUUUAGGACAUGCCUUAACACGUCAUGUAAUGGACAAGUGUGGAAUAUCAGCUUUAGCUUAUUGGAUAGAAAUAGCAGUAUAUUUAUAUGAAAAUAAUUUAACGUUUCAUGAUUACUUAGAAAUUGUUAGAAAAGAAAUAGGUUACUUUGUAAGUAAUAAUGGAUACUACACUGUUUUAGAUCCAAAUGAUAUUGUUAGUAUAUUUAAUGAGUUUAGAUCUAAUGGGUCUUAUAAAACAUCACUAGGUUCUUAUAAAAUUGUACGUAUUAGAGAUUUAACGACAGGGUAUGAUUCUACAACUCAUGAUAAAAAAUCAUUAAUUGCACCUACACCAGAUUCUCAAAAUAUUACACUGCAUUUUGAAAAUACAGCUGUACUUACAAUAAGGGCCAGUGGAACGGAGCCCAAGGUCAAAUGGUACAGUGAAAUUUCAAGGGGCAAUUACGAAGAAGCGAAAAAAGAGAUUGACGCACUAAUAAAUGAAGUUUUGCCAGUGUUCAUGCAGCCGCACAAGUUCAAUAUUAAAAAAUGUUAA
This is a messenger RNA of Plasmodium malariae, 1782 nucleotides long. RefSeq names its product phosphoglucomutase, putative. Bases 1 to 1782 code for a protein of 593 amino acids. Lineage: Eukaryota; Apicomplexa; Aconoidasida; Haemosporida; Plasmodiidae. The transcript has a single exon. Gene Ontology annotation, biological process: carbohydrate metabolic process; purine ribonucleoside salvage. The record is from RefSeq and is a predicted model, not a curated record. Gene Ontology annotation, molecular function: magnesium ion binding; phosphopentomutase activity.